Messenger RNA from Triticum urartu, 3070 nucleotides. RefSeq lists its product as uncharacterized. Lineage: Eukaryota; Viridiplantae; Streptophyta; Magnoliopsida; Poales; Poaceae. Gene Ontology annotation, cellular component: nucleus. Gene Ontology annotation, molecular function: DNA-binding transcription factor activity. The record is from RefSeq and is a predicted model, not a curated record.
GCGAGCACCGCAACGCCAACGCCAACGCUCAUCCCGAUGCCGCGGCCGCUCUGACUCCCAUCCAUCUCCCCACACCCCCAACCCCCAAUCGAAAGCAAGACAAGCCAAGCCAGCCAGCCACGAGAGAAGAGCGAAGAAAGGAGGAGAGAGGGAGAGAAAAAAAAAUUCCUCCGUCCACCGCCUCCGCCGCCGCCGCGCGCUCCGUUCGCUGACGCGGGUCUGCGCGCCGAUAAGGGGCAGCUGGAGGGCUGUGAGCUGAGCGGAGCGGCGGCCGCGGCGCCAGAUCGACCGGGGAUGCCGCCCAAUCCGACGGAGCCGGAGCAGCCGGAGGCGGCCGCGACGCCGGCGCCGCCCAAGAAGAAGAGGAACCUCCCCGGGACGCCAGAUCCGGACGCGGAGGUGAUCGCGCUGUCGCCGGGGACGCUCAUGGCGACCAACCGGUUCGUGUGCGAGGUGUGCGGCAAGGGCUUCCAGAGGGACCAGAACCUGCAGCUCCACCGCCGGGGCCACAACCUUCCGUGGCGGCUGCGCCAGCGCGGCCCCGGGGCGGCGCCGCCGCGCCGGAGGGUCUACGUCUGCCCGGAGCCCGGCUGCGUGCACCACUCCCCCGCCCGUGCGCUGGACCUCACGGGCAUCAAGAAGCACUUCUGCCGCAAGCACGGCGAGAAGCGAUGGGCCUGCCCACGCUGCGGCAAGCGCUACGCCGUCCAGGCCGACCUCAAGGCCCAUGCCAAGACCUGCGGCACCCGCGAGUAUCGCUGUGACUGCGGCACACUCUUCACCAGGAGAGACAGUUUCGUGACACAUCGCGCUUUCUGUGGCGCUCUCGUGGAGGAGACCGGCAGAGUGCUCGCUGUUCCGGCGCCGCCUUCGCCUCGGCCACCUGAUUUGGAGGAGGUUGAGGAGAAUGUGGACAAGGACAAGGAGAAAGAAGAGGAGAAUGUGGAUAAGCACAAGGAAAAGGAGGAUGAGGGGGACAAGGGGGGAGAAGAUGAAAAUGAGACUUCUGCCGUGGCCGAGGUGGAUGAGCCGCAGCACGUUGAGGCAGCAAUGGAGGAGCCACAGCCGCAGCGGAUUCCGUCGUCGCCAUCUCCAACGCCGCCAUCUCCAACGCCACAGGAGCAGCAGCCAAUGGUGGCAGUUGUGCCAAAUUUGGAUGAGCCAGUGGUGGUUGUGGAGCCAAUUGUGGAUAUCAAGCAAGAGGAGGAGGAUAAGCGAGAUGAAGAUGUUUGCUUCCAGGAAGCCGAUAAGUACAAUGUCGCUGAACUAGAAGACUCCAACUUGCCAGAUAAUGAUACCCCGAUGCCUCCUUGUUUCCUCCCCUCGCCCUCGGAUGCCAUUGGUACAGAUGGCAGCAGCACCAGUUGUGGCACAGUCAGCAGUGCAUCCAAUUCCAUUGCGCCAGCAACGACGACUAGCACAUUUGCGGGGCUGUUUGCAUCAGCCACAACAAGCACCACUCCCCAGAGUAGAUCGCUGCGUGAUCUUAUAGGUGUUGAUCCCACCUUCCUUUGCCUUGCAAUCGGUACACCAUCAUCUCUGUUCCCACAGACAGAUGCAAGCAACCCCGGCACCUUUGCUCCACCACCAGCACCGCACAUAUCUGCGACUGCACUCCUGCAGAAGGCUGCUGAGGCUGGAGCUUCGCAAGCAGGCACAUCUUUCUUGAAGGAGUUUGGUCUUGCAAGUUCCUCCUCAUCAACCCCAUCCAGGCCACCUCAAGGAAGGUUCAUCGAGAGCAGCUCAACGCAAUCCCAGCAGCCCCAAGGAAGGUUCAUCGAGAGCAGCUCAACGCAAUCCCAGCAGCCCCAAGGAAGGUUCAUCGAGAGCAGCUCAACGCAAUCCCGGUUACCUCAAGACAGGCUCAUCGACAGCAUCUCAACACAAUCCCGGUCACCUCAAGACAGGUUCAUCGACAGCAUCUCAACACAAUCCCGGUUACCUCAAGACAGGUUCAUCGAGAGCAGCUCAACACAAUCCCGGUUACCUCAAGACAGGUUCAUCGAGAGCAGCUCAACACAAUCCCGGUUACCUCAAGACAGGUUCAUCGAGAGCAGCUCGACACAAUCCCGGUUACCUCAAGACAGGUUCAUCGACAGCUCAACACAAUUUCGAUUACCUCAAGACAGGUACAUCAAUAACUCGAUGCCAUCCAAGCUAUCUCAAGGGAGAUUCAUGGAUACCUCACUGCCAUCCCAGCAACUGCUACCUCAAGGAAGGUUCUUCGACAACUCGCCAGCAUCAAAUCUGUCUCAAGGAAGGUUCUUUGAUAACUCGCAACCAUCCAAUCCAACUCAAGGAAGGUUCUUUGAUAACUCGCAACCAUCCAAUCCAACUCAAGGAAGGUUCUUCAUCAACUCGCCACCAUCCAAUCUACCUCAUGGAAGGUUCCCUGAUUAUUCGACACCAGGAAGGUUGCCUCAAGGAAUGUACAUCGAUGGCUUGCCACAAUCCAGGCUACCACAAGGAAGGUACAUCGACAACUCACCGCAGGCCAAGCUACCUCAGGGGGGAAGGUUCGUUGAUAGCAAUCCACAGCAAUGGCACCAAAGGAGCAAUAAUCAUAACCAGCUAAUGGAUAUGGAGCCUGGGCCGAUGGUAUCUGGUAGCCUUGGACUUGGUCUCGCCUAUGAAGGUUCAAAUCCAAGGUUGCCAGAUUUGAUGAUGGGGCAAUCACCACUGUUCGGUCCCAAGCCUGCCACUCUGGACUUCCUUGGGCUUGGCAUCGGAGGGACCAUGGGCGGCUCCACGGCCAGCGGUGGCCUACCGGCAUUGAUGGUGGGAGGAGAGCUGGACAUGGGGUCUGCCGCACAGCCGCCCUCUCCAUGGGAGGAGGCACAGAGAAAGACCAACGGCCGCACGAUCCUGUGAGGUUCUCUUUUUUGUAAACCUUAGGGGGCUUUUGUGCUUUGGCUCAUCCAUUCUUUCAGCUGCUGUGUUGUGUUGGGUGGUGGUGGUAGGAAAGCUAGAACCGUGCAUGUAAGCUGCAGAACCUGUACAUAGAUCUUCCGUCUCCCCACCCCCCUCUCCUGUCUAAAUUAAAAGCUAUUACUAUAGAGAGAAUUUGAUC